CAUUGGCUCAGCAGCAUCGCAGCUUGCGAAAUCUCUACAUCGCUAGCAACAAAAAACACACUAUCCAAAUUGGGUUUUAUCAGGGACUGUUUCGCCAAGAAAUUAAUCAAAUCACCGAGAUGAUAUCUUGACCAAAUCUUAGGCUGAGGAAUAGGAAUUAUACCAUACCUUCUAGUUACACUAAUGGCCGUUGGCGGCGCCACCGUCACCAAGGAUAUCGUAGUGUUGGUUAUCGAGGACCAUGAAGUUGGAUCAUGUUCGGCAGUAAAAGGUAUUGUAGCGUCUGCAGCAGAAGAAAGAUUGAACACAGGCACUUGAAGCUGCACCCGUUCCCCAAGGACCCACAGAGAUGCUUGGAGUGGCUAAGAAUCUUAGACAUUCCCAAUCUGAGGGGCAAGACGCUGAAACAGCUAAAUGAAACUUACAGGGUUUGCAGCUUGCAUUUUAGCGAGGAUCAGUACCAUCAUUCUGGGAGACUAAUGUUCAGUGCUUAUCCAUCUGAAGCUAUCUAUGGCUGUUAUGGACGGUGACCAUGGAGAAGGUGGUUCAUCUAGGCUGAUCUCUACUCGUAGAUUAACCUCAAAGCCAUACAGGCAAAUAAAAAAGUUCAACUUGCGGUCUAAGAAGACUAAAAAGCCACUGAAGAAGUCUAAGGCAAAGUUGAGAGUGAACCGGUGCUCCCAGUGUUCCUGCCAGAGGAGCAAUGAUGAUCACCGUGAGUGUUCAGCUCAUGCACAGUGCUCCAGAAGCGGGCACUUUGAUCCUCUCUCAUGUGAAAUCUGUUGUCCCAGUGUUCAGGCACUGCUGGAUGCAGAUACAAUUGAUAAGGACUCUGAACACUGGAGGAAGCUGAAGAAUCGGUUCCUAGUUGCAACAAAAUGGGCUUCUAGAAAGAAUGUUCCAAUGAACUGGCUGGAUGAAAAGCUAGCACACAAACUGCAGAUUGUCAAGGAUCCUAAUCACACCAGCACUGUAGCAUCACAAGUAGCAGUUGCUGAAUCCAAGGUAUCACAGGACAAGCUUGUGGAUGAAAAGGCAAGCAUUCCACUCCAUUCGCAAGAGUACUUUUCAUUCUCUUCCACAGAUGAGUCCACAGGGUCAAAUUAUGGUUCUCGUACAAAUAGGAGAAAGAGAAAGAAAAAGAGAGCCGCUCAGUGUUCUUGUUGCUUAAUACCAAUCAGAGAAGACGGGCAUCGCAAGUGCUCAGCUCAUGCUUCCUGCACAAAGUCUGGAAUCUUUAACCCUCAGGCUUGUCGUAUAUGCUCACCACAUGUUAAGGCUUUACUAAAGGCAGAGACAAUUGACAAGAAAUCUGUCCAUUGGAAGGCAUUAAAGGGUCGCUUCACUAAUGCAAAAAAGUGGGCCUCAAGAAAGGGUCUUGUUUUGAAAUGGGGAGAUGACAAGCUAGCACAUGCACUCCAAUUGAAUAGAGAGUACAUGCGAUCAAAGAGUGAGGUUUCCACAGCUUCCCCUGCUCAACAACAAUCCAACAUUCCCAGUUCCGGCACUAUUCAAGAGAACCAAUUAUCUCAGGACAAAUUCAGGGAUAUAGUAUAUCAAUAUGUCACCGAGGUUCUCAAGGAGAAGUGCAGUGAAGACCUCUUGCAAAACUUGCCUGCAGCUCAUUCUUCCAAAGCGUCCAGGGUAGGGGGGUAAGGUUGGAUCUUUCUCAUCUUUACCGCCACCAAAAAGGAGAAGAAAGAUUUCUCCUCAUUCUGCAUUAGACCACUCUCUGUCAGCAAAGGAAGGGUCAUCUUCUGGUUUACAUCCUGACAUGGUACAUUCCUCCAUUCCUUCCUCUUCCUUUGAGUCAGCUAUGCCUCUUCCAUAUCCAGUAACCACAGAUAAACCACCUGCCAUAGGUGUGCUUGGAGAGGGUACAGGUAAUUCUCUUCCGGGUAUAUGGUUUCCAGUGCCAUCAGAUUGGAAUGUUAGUAUGGUCGGCGGUAAACUCGUUGCUACUAAACCAUUUGUGGAUGAAAACGGUGCACUAUCUCGUCAACCGAUUGAUAAUGUUGAGUUUCAAAUCACACGGAACUCGGGGAACAGUGUCAUGAAAUGUAGAUAUGUUCCCUCAACAGACAGCAGUACGUAUCAUUCGUGGGAGGCGGCAGCGAACAGGUUGAAGCAGUCUCUGGCUGAAGCAGAUCAGCUUUUCCCAGAUAAACAUUCCAACAUUACUGUAGCUCUGUCUGCCACAUCAAAUGGACUAGAUGUAAAUUUUCAUCAAGAGCCCUCUGAAGUAUUAACAGCGCUUGGAGAAGAGUUUGUAGAGCUGUGGAAAUCUGUAGCGGAUGCAUAUGCACCGAGGAUGCUGUCUCUGCCUCCAGGAUUCACAGGGGUGAGUUCCAUUGCUGGGCCAUCAGCUUAUGCACAGACACUUCGAUUCCUGUCUGCUCCUCGCAUCCAAAUGGAUGACAUUCCUGUGCACCUGCGUCGGCCUCGGAUUCAUUAUGUUGAGGCGGAUGGGAGGACUCGGCAGUCCGCAUUAGCUUUGAGUUCAGUUCAGGCUGCUUUGGCAUAUGGCUCAGACUUUGCUGGCAGGAUGGCUGAGAAAUUACAGUCUGAUCCUGAGCUGGACGCAGUAUCCGUGAUCCGCCUUUUACAACAGCAAAUGCUAGAUGCAGCGCAGUCAUUGACAUUCCACGUCAAGGACCUUCUUAAACAAGCAAUUCACUUUCGACUUUGCCUGCGUAAGGAUACGCUGCCGAAAGUACCUGAAAGCCAUCAUUAUAAGAUCGUGAAGGGGGAUCCCUUUGCAGCAGAUAUUUUUGGGCCGGCUUUAGAAAAGGCUAUAAAUAUCAAACCACCUACGACAAAAGACUAGUCAUAUGACACAAAAGGGAGUUUAUUCUCCCUUAAGCCCUUUUAGCUCUAAGUAGAACUUAAACUUCUAUUUCCGAAGCAUUUCCAGCUUCACUUUUAAGCAAAUAUCACUUUCUAGAAAGACAUUUUCAUAGUGCAACCAGUAUGAAAGAUUGUAGUGACGUAACAGAAUAAAAAGUUGAAUGUAGAAAAAACAUUUAUGAAUACAGGCUGGAUGCAGCUUAGAAAUGAAGUUCGUAAUAAGUGUUUAUGAAUGUGGUACGUUGCAUGAGAAUAGUACGAUGAUGAAAUAAUGUUAUUUUUUGUAUGACCAGUUUUAAAACCGUGUCUCAUCUAGAAUGAGACUAAAUUUAGGGAGUAAAACUGAAAUGGUAAAAUUACAAUAAAAUUUACAAGAAGUAAAA
Messenger RNA from Penaeus monodon (black tiger shrimp), 3230 nucleotides. RefSeq lists its product as uncharacterized. Lineage: Eukaryota; Metazoa; Arthropoda; Malacostraca; Decapoda; Penaeidae. The record is from RefSeq and is a predicted model, not a curated record.